Molecule: messenger RNA, 4329 nt
Organism: Girardinichthys multiradiatus
Lineage: Eukaryota; Metazoa; Chordata; Actinopteri; Cyprinodontiformes; Goodeidae
Product: serine/threonine-protein kinase PAK 6-like
Exons: 9
Coding region: 156-2336 (726 amino acids)
Biological process (GO): protein phosphorylation; intracellular signal transduction; regulation of MAPK cascade
Cellular component (GO): cytoplasm
Molecular function (GO): protein serine/threonine kinase activity; ATP binding
Source: RefSeq, a predicted model, not a curated record
AGGCAUGCUGCAGCCUGCAGACAGAGUGGAACCUCCUCUUUUAUCCUUCACUCUUUGUUUCUUCACCCCUGCCGGAGGGGAGGCGCGCAGUUCUGCUCCUUAGGCCUGGUUCCUCUGUUUUAAAUGUGCAUCUUCUGCUGAAACAACAGCUGUCUAUGAGUUUCAGAAGAUCUGUAGAUGCCACUUUUUUCUUGCACCAAAUUAUAAAUAAAAAUUCCCGAAUUCUUUUAGUUUCUCCCAGAUCUGUCACUGACGCCGCUGUUGCUCCGCCUCCUCCCACUUACCUGGGACAAGGUGAGACAGAGACGGGAGAUGUGGGGGAGGAAGGAAGGAAGAGGAGCAGCGGAGAGAGAGUCAGAGGAGAACGGCGGAAAGAUCUGGACCCACCUGGACUCUACGGCCAGGUCCCACCUCGCAGCCGGUACUGUGUUUCCGUGGCAAUGUUCCGCCGCAGGAAGAAGAAGCACCGGCUGGAGAUCUCGGCGCCGCGAGACUUCCAGCACCGCGUCCACACAUCUUUUGACAUCUCCACGGGACGUUAUGUAGGUCUGCCGGCACAGUGGCAGAGCGUCAUCGACACCCUAAGGAGGCCACGCCCACUCGUGGACCCGUCCAGGAUCACCAACAUAGAACCCAGAAAGCAGACAAUUGUUCGUGGCAGCUUCAUUGGCCAUGGCGACUACAUCAGUCAUGUGAUCUCCGAGAUGAGCCGUGUGUGUGUCACCAGCUCCAACUCUCUGCGCCGCACCAGCCCGUCGGUACGGAAACGCACCCAGUCGCUGGGUCGACUGGGAGAACAGGCGGAGGAGGAGUCAUAUCACUACCUGGAGAUCAGUCGCCGGAGCAGCAGCGUAAAGACCGGCGGGAGCUCUACCUACUGGCAGGAUCGCAUCCGGCAGGUGCACAGUGAGAGUGGCAGCCCCAAAGUGAACAGGGACCUGCAGAGAACCAAGUCUAGCAGCCAGGUGAGCGCUGUGCCUGAGGCUGUUCCACUCAGCCCUGGGUCACCUCAGAGGACAAGUUAUGUGGUUGAACCAAGUAUCCGCAAUGGGGUCACAAGGCAAAAACAGAGGCCAACCUCCUAUCACCACAACCUACAGACAGCAGAGACCAGCAAGCCUCAGCUGAGACUUAGACCAGGUCCAAAUCAUCUGCCUGACCUGCUAUCAUCUUCCAAAGAGUCGCCCAAAAGGCCGCAUUCUUCUUAUGACCUCAAGCUGCCGUCCUCUCGCCCUCGACUGCCUCCACCCAACAGCACCAGCAGUCCCAUCAUCACGGGCAGAGUGUUACCUCAGCCCUCACCCCUUCCCCCCUCCGGCUUCAGUGUUUCUAUGAAACAUGCAUCCUCACCCACUCAGGAAAGCUCUUUACAGCCCGGACCCUCCCCCACCAGUUCCCCAGGCCGCCCCCCCCCAUCUACCCCUGAGAGAGGUCCUCAGAAAGUGACCCAUGAACAGUUCAAAGCAGCGCUGGAAAUGGUUGUGGACCCAGGCGAUCCAAGGGUGACUCUGGAGAACUUUGUAAAGAUUGGGGAGGGGUCCACAGGUGUGGUGUGCAUCGCCCGAGAAAGGCACAGUGGACGUCAGGUGGCGGUGAAGAUGAUGGAUGUAAAGAAACAGCAGCGGAGAGAACUGCUCUUUAAUGAGGUGGUCAUCAUGAGGGAUUACCAACAUCCCAAUGUGGUGCAAAUGUUCCAAAGUGCUCUGGUGGAAGAUGAGCUGUGGGUCAUCAUGGAGUACCUGCAGGGUGGCGCUCUGACCCAAAUCAUUGGUAAAACCAGGCUGAACGAGGAGCAGAUAGCGACGGUAUGUGAGAGCGUUCUGCAGGCGCUGUCCUACCUCCACUCUCAGGGCGUCAUCCACCGAGACAUCAAAAGCGACUCCAUCCUGCUCACACUAGAUGGCAGGAUAAAGCUGUCCGACUUUGGUUUCUGCGCUCAGAUCAGCAAAGACGUCCCAAAGAGGAAAUCUCUGGUUGGGACUCCAUACUGGAUGGCUCCUGAGGUGAUCUCCAAAAUGCCGUACGGCACAGAGGUGGACAUUUGGUCCCUGGGAAUCAUGGUGGUGGAAAUGGUGGAUGGUGAGCCUCCGUAUUUCAAUGAAACACCCAUCAGUGCCAUGAAGAAGCUGAGGGACGAAGCAGCUCCAAGUGUCAGGAACAUCCAGAGGGUGUCUCCAGUGCUGAAGGACUUCCUGGAUUGCAUGCUGACCCGCAACACGCUGCAGCGCAGCACCGCUUCCGACAUGUUGGAGCAUCCCUUUCUGCUGCAGGCCAGUUCGCCGAGAUGCCUGGUGCCGCUGGUGGAGCAGCACCGCAAACGAAUGUCGCUCUGCUGAGGUUCACUUGGAUCUUAUUAUUCGUGUCUCACCCAGAAUCAUAAACAAAAAGAUCAGGAAUCUCAUGUGGGAUAAAACCUUAGACCCAGCUGACAAUAUCUGGGAGAAUUAUCUGUUUGUGCUCAUGACUCAGCCUGAGACUCUCUGGAAAUAACCUGUUGGACUCACCUGUGCCCUGCUUUAUGACUCACUGGGAUUAUACCAAAAAGAUCUACUGGGAGGAUACCUGAUAUUCCACUUGAGACGUGCUUCUGAAUAACCUACCUGAGGCUCAUCUGGACACACGUCUCAAGUCAACAGAAUCUAAGCAGAACACUGAAAUAAUACAACAAAAGUUCUAUCAUUUAACUAUUAUGAUUUAUUAUCAACAUUUGCACUUGUUCACACUUUGACGCAUGUGAGCUUUUAAAAAAACAAAUAUUGAAUAAAUAUCAAUAUUCUGCUGUCAGUUAUUGCUCAUGUUGUGGCUUGUUGUUUUAUGACCAACAUUAAAAAUCAAUGAAUCAUCGGUUUGAACUUAUGUUUAAAACAGGAGCAACAUGUGAGUCUAACUGUCCAUUCAACACGCUAAGGAUAAACUUAUUUCUCAUUUCCUGGCAUCUGAUUUUAGUACAAUAACCUGUUUUAACGACACAUUUUACCAGUUCAUGUAUUUUAUUGGGAUUUUAUGUGACAGACCGACUCAAAGUAGGACAUUAUUCUUCAGACUCCACCCUGAUUCAGAACUUUGUAGAACCUCUUCUGGCCGCAAGUUGAGCUUCUUAGUUGGAAUCAUGUUUGGACUUUAACUAGGCCAUUCUAACACAUGAAUCUGGCUUUAUGUUUUGGGUGGUUGUCCUGCUGGAAGGGGAACCUCCACCCUAGUCUCGGGUCUUCUGCAGCCUCUAACAAGUUUUCUUCUAGGAUUGUCCUGGAUUUAGUUCCAUCCACAUCAUCACAUUAACUCUGACCAGCUUCUCUGUUCCUGAUGAAGAAAACUAUCCCCAUAGCAUGAUGCUGCCACCACUUUGUCUCACUCAGGGAGUGGUGCUGUCAGGGUAAAGUGGAGUGUUAAUUUUCCUCCAAACAUAAAGUUUUGGCCAGAGCACCUUCUUCUGCAUGUUUGCGUUGUCUCCUUAUUGGCUUGUAGCCUUUCUUCUUGUCACUCUUCCAUUAAGACCAGAUUUGUGGAAUGAAAGACUAACACUUGCCCUGUGGACAAAUUCUCCCACCUGAGCUGUGGGUCUCUGCAGCUCCUCCAAAGUUACCAUGGGCCUCUUGGCUGCUUCUCUGAUUAAUGCUCUCCUUGCCCACCCUAUCUUGGUAGUUCUGCAGGUGAUGGAUUGAACAGAGCUCUGGGAGAUGUUCAGCUGAGUGAAUUCUGCUGGAACGACAUCUUAAUGACAUCCGUGUUCAGGUCUGGGGUAGGCCAAACUGGUCACCAGUUUAAAUAGCUGUGGGCAGUGCGGAUUAUCCUGAGUUACUGAUUCUCUUCAUCUCACCAUACUGGAAGGACGUUUUUGCUGAAGAGCUGCUGAGACAAGAAACACUGAAAUGUACAGAUUUUCAAUGAGUUCAGAUUUGUGUUUGUUUGUAUCUGUCAGCUUUAUUUAGUUGGAGCUACAUGAAAUCACACCUUACAGGUAGAUCUGUUAGCUUCUGGUCCGAAAACACUGUUAGGACACCACUUCCCACCUGGCCAUCCAUGAGUACCAGAGCCCUCCUCAUGUUUAUAGGAGACGCCUGUGGUUAGGUUGAGAGGAGGUGCUCAAGAGACCUGGAGGUUUCUUCAACUAAAUGUUUCAUGCUUGGACCUUCAGGGUUUCUACAGGACUGUUAGCUGCAGGAUUCUGAAUUAUUUCAUGUGUUUAAUUGUAAUAAAUGUAUUCAUUUUUUUCAUUAACUGUGACAACAUUUUCUUCUCAGCCUGAUAAAGAACAUGUGCCCUGUUUGACUUGUAAUCUUUCCUUCCUGGGAAAACAAAUAAACCCAUAAAAGCUUAGGAUUAACUUGA